Molecule: messenger RNA, 953 nt
Organism: Gilbertella persicaria
Lineage: Eukaryota; Fungi; Mucoromycota; Mucoromycetes; Mucorales; Choanephoraceae
Exons: 1
Coding region: 369-923 (184 amino acids)
Cellular component (GO): nucleus
Molecular function (GO): protein dimerization activity; DNA-binding transcription factor activity
Source: RefSeq, a predicted model, not a curated record
GUUGACCGAGCCCGGACAACACGCUGCAGUUUGAUAUGUCUCAUGCAAUCGUUCUUAUUUAUCUAUACUCACGCUACUCGUUUUCAUCUUGUUCACCAUGACUGAAGAACAACCUCAACCAGAACCCAAUCAACAAAAAUUAGCACAGGUAUAAACAAACCUAAAGUCUUGAGCAAAAGAAAGAACACGCUUUUGAUAUCGAUGUAGGUCAUUGAUUUGGAAAGGGAAGCUCAGGAACCAUCAAAAGAGUCUGUGGUUAUUGAAGAUGGACAAGAAAACAGUUCAUCAGCAAGUAAUAAUUAUAAUGAAAUUUGGCAAGUAUCGAACCCCUCUGUUAUGUCCCAUGCUAAUCCAACAUCAGGGCUUCCAUGACACAACAACAAAAUGCUUCUUUGCAAGCCUUACAACAAACAAUGCAAUUAAACGAGUUAAAUACCAGUAACAAUACCAAUCAAUCUGGCGAAAGUGAUGACAGUAGUACAUCUCAGCCUCAACAAAGACAAAAGAAACUACCAAGGCAACCAAAGACAGCAGAGAAUAAAGAAGAAAAACCACCUGUUGGAUCAGAAGAGUGGCAUAAACAACGUCGUGAAAAUCACAAACAAGUGGAGCGUAGAAGACGUGAGACAAUUAAUGAUGGUAUUAACGAAAUUGCACGCAUUGUGCCGGGCUGUGAAAAAAACAAAGGAUCCAUUCUACAGCGUGCAGCUGUUUAUAUUCGACAACUCAAGGAAAAUGAAACGGCGACGAUGGAAAAAUGGACAUUGGAAAAGCUAUUGACAGAUCAAGCCAUGAGUGAAUUGAAUCGACAGGUCGAACUCUUAAAGGUCGAAUUGGACCGUGCCAGAAUGGAAAACAACUACCUUAAGCGUGAACUAGAAAACGCAACUGGUCCUGACUCUAAAAAGCAUAAAAAAGAAUAAAAUCUUAUCCAUGACACAUCAUGACGUUUU